UGCUAACUAGGCCUUUUCUGUUGCCCUACUUUUGGUUUGUUGGUUGGCACGAUAGAUCGAAAGCCAAAGUUUGAGAGAAAUUAAUUAAGAUGGCAUCCUCGAAUCGACACUGGCCCAGCUUGUUCAAGUCCAAGCCCGUGGUCUGCAAUCAACGGCAGCAUGACGUCAGCAACCACCACCCUCGCCCUUCCUCCUCCUACAGCCCCCUGGUCGGGGAGGAGCGCAGCCCGGAGCCGAAGCCGCGCUGGAACCCGAAGCCGGAGCAGAUCAGGAUCCUGGAGUCCAUCUUCAACUCCGGCAUGGUCAACCCUCCCCGCGACGAGAUCCGCAAGAUCCGCCUCCAGCUCCAGGAGUUCGGCCACGUCGGCGACGCCAACGUCUUCUACUGGUUCCAGAACCGCAAGUCCCGCACCAAGCACAAGCUCCGCAACCUCCACUCUCCCUCUCCCUCCGCCGCCACCUCCUCCUCUUCCAAACCACUCUCCACUGCCACCUCAUCCUCCUCCUCUUCCUCCGACAACAACAACAACAAACCCUCCCCUCGCGGCUCCAAGCGCACCCUCUCCUCAAGGAACUCCUCAGCACCCCACCACGGCGUCGUUUCCCCGCAACCUCACCAUUCCUACUUACCCGCGGCCCACCACCACCACGACUUCUUCCCUGGGCCGGAGCCCUUUUUCCCGCAGGGUAGCACUGGCGUGAACGUUGCGGCGCCGUUUGGGCAGGGGUUUUGCUUCUCGGAGCCGGCGGCGGUGAAUGUGGGGCCGUGUACCAGUCUUCUGCUCAGCGACAUUCUGAGUGUCGAUCAAGCUCCUACGGCCUGCAGAAAGCUGGAGAAUCACCACGGUGACGUGGCGGACGAUGAUGAUUGCACCAAGAAGUUGCACCAGCUUUGCUACACGCUGGCGCCUACUGUUCCCAGCAUCGGCCUCGGCCCGCCAGGUGGCAAUCUCCAUCUCCAAUCCGACGGCCUUGGUGCUGCCACGUGCAAUACCACCGCGUCUAAUAAUACUGCUGCUGUCCUUCCUUCUUCCCUAAUUCUCAACCAAUUUCCAGGUGGUGGUGGGGAUAAUGUGCAGCCGCCGGCGGGAGUCAGCGAGGGAGGGAGAUCGCCGACGGCGACGGUGUUCAUAAACGAGGUGGCGAUUGAGGUUGGGGCGGGGCCGUUCAACGUGAGGGAGGCGUUCGGGGACGACGUGCUGUUGGUUCACUCUUCCGGCCAGCCGGUUCUGACCGACGAGUGGGGAAUUACGCUUCACUCCCUCCACCACGGCGGUUUCUACUACUUGCUACCCUUCUCCACCGCCCACCACAUUUAAGACGAUGAUGAUGAAAGACAGACAGACGAGGCGAGUGGCGCCUUGAAAUACCCAGCGCCAGCCCGUACGUGUGGAUCCUAUCGUAUCGUGUUCUGGUGGCGAAUUAGGGUUUUUUUUUUU
Linum tenue is the source of this 1439-nucleotide messenger RNA. NCBI's taxonomy places the organism in Eukaryota, Viridiplantae, Streptophyta, Magnoliopsida, Malpighiales, Linaceae. The record is from the annotation of a GenBank genome assembly.